ACUAACCAUGGAGGCAAUCACAAAAGUGGUGGAGAAUGAUUUCAUGACGUCGAUAUAAAGUGACAAAUAUCAAUCAAUCAAAUUACAACGAAAAUGCCUAUAAAAGCAGUUUGUAUUUUAACCGGUGACAUCGUAAAAGGAACCCUUUAUUUCGAGCAAGAGGAUGAAAGUUCACCGGUGAUAAUCACCGGAGAAGUUAGUGGUUUAGGAAAAGGUCUUCACGGUUUCCACGUUCAUCAAUUCGGCGAUAACACGAAUGGUUGCAUCUCCGCUGGGGCUCAUUUCGAUCCUUAUGGAAAAGAGCAUGGAGCCCCAGACGUUUCAGACCGUCAUGUCGGUGAUUUAGGUAAUAUCGAAGCCGAUGAUUCUGGAAUGGCCAAAGUAAAUAUUAUUGAUAACGUGAUUUCGUUAUUUGGGGCUAAUAACAUUAUCGGACGAAGUUUGGUGGUUCAUGCCGAUCCUGAUGAUUUAGGAAUGGGGGGACACGAACUUAGCAAAACAACAGGUAAUGCUGGAGCGAGAGUAGCUUGUGGUGUUGUGGGAAUUGCUAAACUUGCGUAAAAUGUAACAAAUUGUUUUUAUAAAACUGGAUAAAAUUCAGACAUGAAUUGUUUAAAAAAUAUUUAAAACAAUACGUGUUAGUAAUUCGGCGUUAAAGUCUAGUAUUAUUGUAGGAUAAAUCAAAAUAAAAAUAUUGAAACAAU
Messenger RNA from Onthophagus taurus, 704 nucleotides. RefSeq names its product superoxide dismutase [Cu-Zn]-like. The record is from RefSeq and is a predicted model, not a curated record. Lineage: Eukaryota; Metazoa; Arthropoda; Insecta; Coleoptera; Scarabaeidae. Gene Ontology annotation, molecular function: copper ion binding. Gene Ontology annotation, biological process: superoxide metabolic process.